GUCUGUGAUUGGCUGAUCCUGCGUCGUAGCUCCAGUCCAGCGAUGAAGGUUGUGGAGUUGAGCGCGAAGAUGAGCAUCGAAGCCUGCCGGAGACGUUUAGCCAGGGUGAGAUGUAUACGCGACUGUGUGAACAGUUUUAAAGAUGGGUUAGCUCUUCCAGAACCCCUGUGCUACGUCCCGGAGGAGGUGCUGUACGGUAAAACGGCCGAGGGGAAGCCCGGGACCGUGCAAGUCAUGGUGUACUCCCGGCCAUCGAUGAAGGGGAGGGGCGGAAAAGUUGGAGAAUUUUCCUGCGGGAAUGAUACACGUAUCGCCGCGUCUGGAGCCGAGCUGAGCAAUCGAGAUGGGGAAUGGAUCAAAAUCAGACAGCAUACCCUGGAGCAGUUACUCCCUGGGAAGAAAGUAACAGAAGGCUGGGUGUUGCUCCAUCCGGCCGUCUCUAGUUCAGAUGAAACGCCAACACUGACACGGAUACAGCAGGAGGAGGACAAGGGCAAGAGCAGCACCCAUCGAGAGCUGUUUGGAGUCAGCCCUCCUACUCUGUCCAGAUGGGAGGAUGUAGUAGAGCAGGUGUACGCGAUGAAGCUGGGCCAGGUGAGUAAGGUGGCGCCAUGUGACGUAGAGGCGGUGGACGCUCUUCGCUCCCCACCCACCAACUGGACGCUGGAGUACGACGAGGAGCUGUCGCGCUUCCUGUAUGAGAACGGAGACCACGAGAACGAGAACCUGGGCAGCGUUAAGCAGUAUGUGGAGUCACUGGAGGUGUCAUCUUACAGGGAUGAAGAUAAUUCAGACUGUCUGACAGACGGGGACACAGAAACUUACUGGGAGAGUGACGGCAGCCAGGGACAGCACUGGAUCAGACUUAAGAUGAAGAGAAGCACCAUCGUCAAAAAGUUGAUGAUCGGAGUAGAAGCCUCUGACGACAACUACACACCAAACCGUAUAGUAGUGAUGGGAGGAGAGCUGGACUCUUUGGUCAAACUUAACGACAUUAGUGUGAACGAUGGCUUCAGUGGAGACUUGACAGUGCUGGAGAACAUGACUCAACACUAUCCUUACAUCGAAAUCAGAAUUAAAGAUUGCAAAGAUGACGGGAUUGACACCAGAAUACAUGGGCUGAAGAUCAAGUCCAGUCAGGAGAGAGACCUGGGGCUGAACCGAGACUUCUUCACCUCAGACAGACUGGUCAGGUACCCCAGGCUGGAGACUGUGGACCCAGAAAAACUCUACAGGAGAUCCCUGGCUUUAUAUAGAUUCGUGAGUCUGUUAGACAGUGUGAUGCACUACAUGGUCCCCAAGUGGGAAUUUUCUCUGGGAUCUCUCAACUGUCUAGAGGAGGUUAAACAGUUGCUGCCCCUGUCCACGAAGAGGAUGGGCCUGAUUGAGAUGUGCCUGAAGGAGUCGGAGUCCCCCCGACCCAGCUCCAUGCCUAAACUCUACAUCAACAGGCGCACAGCCACAGAACACAGGACGGACCCAACAAAGGACCCCGAGUGCAAACAUGCCAUCUUUACACAGAUCUUUGAAGGUCUAAAGCCAAGAGACAAGUAUGAGAAACCAUUAAACUACAGAUGGCCUUCAAAGUAUGACCAGUGGUGGGAAUGUAAGUUCUUAUCAGAGGGCAUCAUUGACCAAGGAGGUGGAUUCAGAGACAGUCUGUCAGACCUGGCAGAAGAGCUGUGCCCAUGUUCAGCAGAUGCACCUGUAGCCCUGCCGUUCUUUGUCAGAUCUCCCAACCAGGUUGAGGACACCUCUAACGUAAACAGAGACGUGUACGUGCCCAACCCCUCCUGUCUGGAGUUUGCCAAGUAUGAGUGGAUCGGCAUGCUGAUGGGGGCCUGUCUCAGGGGAAAGGAAAACUUGGUGCUGGACCUGCCUGCCUUCACCUGGAAACGGCUGGUGGGAGAGAAAGUGACCUGGGCACAAGAUUACAUCAGCGUGGACUCAUCAGAGGUGAAACUACUGGAGUCCAUAGAAUCCAUCAGUUUAGACAAGACAUCGUUUGACCAGAACUUUGGCGUGGAACUGACAUGGACGACAGUCAUCAGCAACGGUCAGACUGUACCACUCAAACCACAGGGGGAGGACACCGCCGUGGGGUAUGAGGAGAGGCAUGAGUACUGUCGUCUGGUACGGGAGAAACGCAUGGCGGAGAGUACAGAACAGGAGAACUCCAUGAGACACGGCCUGCUGAAGGUAGUGCCCCAGGCUGUACUGGACCUGCUGACGUGGCAGGAGUUAGAACACAGGGUCUGUGGCAACCCUGAAAUCAGUAUUGAAGCUCUCAGGAAGACAACAUACUAUGAAGACCUGGAACAGACUGACCCCAGAGUGAAGUACUUGUGGGAAGCACUAAAUAAUUUUACCAAUGAGGACAGAAGUCGAUUCCUGAGGUUUGUAACUGGGAGAAGACGGCUUCCCGCACCUCUCUUCAUCUGUCCAGACAGGGGAUCAGAUACAGUGGAUGCUCUACCCGAGUCUUCCACAUGUUCCAAUACUCUGUACCUCCCUACAUACUCUAGUGCAAAGGUUGCAGAAGAAAAGAUCCGGUAUGCUGCUUACAACUGUAUAGCCAUUGACACAGAUAUGAGCCCAUGGGAAGAGUAGUGACAAAGCCAUAGGUAUCCUCUUAUGUAAGUAUUAGCUAUGAAUGCAAAGACUAAGUGAAGCUUUGGUGUACAAUUUGCUUCUGAAUUUAAACAUAAGAUGUAAUGAUAAGCAGUUUAUAUAUACAGGACCAUGUUGUGAUUUGGAACAUGGAAGAAUGGAUUGUAAACCAGUUGAUCUGUGUGUAGUAUAACAGACCAUAGUAAAAAUCAAAUGGACAAAUAAAUGGUGAUAUUGUACAGCUUUGAUAUUUUGCUACCGGAAACAUUACAGUGAAUCAUAGUAAUAGAAAGAUUUGGACAAUUUAAUCUUGCACAAGCCACACACAAGAGGUUGGCCAUUCAAAAAUGAUAUAGAAACACUUCAGCCUUGUUGUUAACGUCUUCUAUAUUCAUGAUGAGCUUCACAGAAUAGUGCUGCAUGUGACAGAGCAGUGAUUGUUACCAAAAGAAAUUUCCUCCCCCAGAGAUGAAUUUAUUGAUAAGUUAAGACUUAUUUUAGGAGGUGAUUUCUAUUGUAUAUAUAUGUGAGGGUGCUGUAGUCUAUUCAUGGUGAGAAUGAGACAGAAUUUUUAUUGUAUGUGUAUUUUCUCCACUGAUAUUCAGUGGAAACAGUAAUAUUUGAUUAUUCUGUGAAAUUCUUGAAUGUGUUACUUUGGCUAGAGGCUUGCUUGCAAACAUAGGAAGAUGGAAGACAUACAUAUGUACAAGUCUCAUCUUGUAUUUUUUGUUUGUGAGUUUACGCUGUCACACUUUAAAAGUGCCAUACUUUAUCAAAAGAUAUAUUUAAUAAUUAUUUUUACUUGGAAACUCCAGAUCUUGCACAGAAUAUUUAGACAUUUUCUCUGCAUAUUGCAGAUGGAACAAUCAAGUCAGUUUUUGUCAUAUUUCAUGUAAGAUUUCACAUCUUAAUUUAUUCCUUUUCCUCAUGGGGUUAAAACUUGAUGUUUGUAUGUGAUGAACUGAAAACCCAAGGAUAGUUAUAUUACAUUUAACUAUGUGUUUAAAGAAGAAACUUUCAGUCUAUGAGAUAGCAGUCUGAAGCCAUCUAUUUGUCAUAAUUGUUUGUUUUUGCAGAUUUAUCUUAUACAUUAAAUGUACAGAAAUAAAAGCAUUUG
Branchiostoma belcheri (Belcher's lancelet) is the source of this 3727-nucleotide messenger RNA. RefSeq names its product E3 ubiquitin-protein ligase HECTD3-like. The coding region runs from base 43 to 2610 and encodes 855 amino acids. The record is from RefSeq and is a predicted model, not a curated record. Gene Ontology annotation, molecular function: ubiquitin-protein transferase activity. NCBI's taxonomy places the organism in Eukaryota, Metazoa, Chordata, Leptocardii, Amphioxiformes, Branchiostomatidae. The transcript is spliced from 20 exons.